GCAAAAGGUCAGAUCACACAUCUGUGCUCGAGCAAUGGUGAAAUGCUAUUGGUAAUUGGUGCUCGCCAGCUUCUUCAUUAUCCGCUUCAGAUUGGAAAUUUGAUAAGUUCGGUUGGCUGGAAUAUGGAACUUUCUACAGAUAACGAAACAGGCUUUAUUGUUCUUGGCACAACACGAGGUUAUAAUUUGCUCAGUGUCAUCGAAGUUUUUUCUUUCACAUUAGUAGCCUUCGCCAGCGAAUGCCAGUAG
Molecule: messenger RNA, 249 nt
Organism: Gongylonema pulchrum
Lineage: Eukaryota; Metazoa; Nematoda; Chromadorea; Rhabditida; Gongylonematidae
Source: the annotation of a GenBank genome assembly